UUCUCUCGAAAAGAAAUGGUAAAUAGUAAGAAGAAAGUUGUAACUAAAACCCCUCCAUCUCUCGCAGUUGUCAAAAAAAAGUCCCGAGGAAACAAAGAUGGUGUUCCUGUUGAAGCACCGAUUGUGACUUCGUAUAAUGAUCGGAUCAGGCCGUUGCUUGACACUGUGGACACACUGAGGAAUCUGAAUGUGAUGAAAGAAGGGAUACAUCUUCCCACCAUUGUCGUGGUUGGAGACCAGUCCUCAGGGAAGUCAAGUGUUCUUGAGUCCUUGGCAGGUAUCAGUUUGCCUCGCGGGCAAGGAAUCUGCACUCGGGUUCCUCUCGUCAUGAGGCUUCAGCGAAACUCUAGCCCUGAACCUGAGAUCUGGCUGGAGUACAGGGACAAAGUGGUUCCUACGGACGAGGAAAACAUUGCUGAAGCUAUUCGUGCUGCAACAAAUGUGAUUGAUGGUAGGUUCUCUCUCCCUCUCUCUGUUAAGUGUGUUUUUGCUGCAAACCUGCAAGAGAGAUGA
Messenger RNA from Camelina sativa (false flax), 513 nucleotides. NCBI's taxonomy places the organism in Eukaryota, Viridiplantae, Streptophyta, Magnoliopsida, Brassicales, Brassicaceae. The record is from RefSeq and is a predicted model, not a curated record.